AUGAGCUGUCCGGACGCCGAGUCGUGCAAUGACACCGCAUGCCGACAGGGUACAACGCUUAGGCCAAACUCUCAUGCUGGUCUGCCGUCGCACCAGACUCUGCUUCCCGAACCAUUAAUUCUCGCCUUCGCAUCUGCUUCUAAUACUGCUACUAAUACUACUGCAAACACUGUCUCUUCUCAAUCCCCUCAGUCACUCAUUCAAUCGCACACUCGGCCUGCUCUCUCGAUCCGAUCGACCACGAAAUCCCUUCGUUUCAUUCCCUUCGUUCUUCUUGUUCUCCUGUCCAUCUUGGCCGACAGUACCACCGCCGCAUUGUCCAGGGUACACGCUGAUCGACAUUCGCGUGCCAUCUCCGCUCAAUUUGGCCAUCUGUUGGUUGAUCGCUCCACCGGAUCUGCUCCCCAAGCCUUCCAUCUUGCCCUCCGGAAAGAAACAGACGAAGACGCGGAGGAUAAACCGUCCGAGCCUUCCGCUACACCAACACCUACCGAGAACUCGACGCCGUCUGCGACCAGCAACGCUCCCGACUCGAGUCUCACAGCGAUCCCCAUGCCCUUCGAUACCAGUCUGGGAAACAACUUCACAGCGCAGAGCUGUCCCGACUUCUUUGUUGCAUUCCUAAACAAUGCGACCUUCCAAUCAUGCACACCAUUGUCGCUGCUCCUAUAUAACUCCGUCUCCUUCUUCGAUGCCACCAAGACCAACCUACGCGUCACACAAACACUCGAUGCGACAUGCAACGUAGACUAUGAACAAUGCUCGUCGCUCAUGGACCAUCUGGCGCAGGAAAUACCGAAAGACACAGCCUGCGGAGCUGACCUCGAGUUGGGUAACCCCUCAGUCACACAAGCGCUGAGCGGUCUCAUCGCAUACCAGCCACUGUAUGCAGCUGGCUGUAUGAAGGACAAGGAAGGAAACUACUGUUUCGCAAACGCCAUAACGAACGACUCGGCAGACGCUGCCGACGACUCGUACAUAUACUACCUCCCGCUCGGCACAAACAUGCCUGGUGGCUCAAGACCGACAUGUAAUUCCUGUCUGACGGACACAAUGGCUGUGUUUGAUGUUGCAGCCGCGAACGAAACACAGCCGUUGAGUAAGACAUAUGUUGCCGCUGCUGGCCAGAUCAACCUGGGCUGCGGCCCCAGCUUUGUAAACGCGACCAUUGCACAACUUUCUGGAGCACAGCCUAUCGUGGGAGGCAGCGCACCGUUACUAGCCCUUGCAGUCACCCUGCUGGCACUAUUCAUAUAA
This is a messenger RNA of Pseudovirgaria hyperparasitica, 1257 nucleotides long. RefSeq lists its product as uncharacterized. The transcript has 2 exons. NCBI's taxonomy places the organism in Eukaryota, Fungi, Ascomycota, Dothideomycetes, Acrospermales, Acrospermaceae. The record is from RefSeq and is a predicted model, not a curated record. Bases 1 to 1257 code for a protein of 418 amino acids.